AGGCUGCGCACCUGCCCACCCUCGUGGCACGGCUUGAGGCAGCAGAAACCCAGAGGGUCCGCGCCGCCGAGCUCUCCAAGAGGGACAUGGCACACCAACAUAUGCACCUGGCCGCCGCGCCUCCUUUGCCUCCGUCUUCGCCUUCUCCUCCUCCCGACCCCAGCCUGCCGAGUCCUACAGCCGACAAAUUGGCCUCUCUAACCAGUCUAAACAUAUCCAAUGCAUCCUCCGUCUCCUCCACCUCACCUCCGUCCAUUUUCUCGAGCUCCUCCAUAGGCUCUGCUUCCCUCGACCUCAGCCAGCCAACCAGCUUAGACGCAAGCUCAAUGCCGCGCAGCUUCAUCGACCCGGCCAAAAGGGGCCCCGUCGUCUCCCAGACACCACGCAGCGCAAGCAAUGGUUCCAGCAGGGUGAGUUGAACUGUCCGGGGCCUACUUUGCCGGCCAUGGGGUGGGCGCUAACCAUAGAGCUGCAGCGGGUCACCGUCCGGUGCCGGGGCGUCAUCUUGAACCUCGACGUCGACCACGGCACGUCGGUUCUCGAUAUUAUCGUAGCUUUUUCAAACCAGAUUGCUCUGCAGAUCGACGCCGGGGAGACCUAUUCUCAGUCAAUCAAUGUAGACACUUGCAUGGCCGUCGAGGCCUUCACCCAGCUGGGUCUCAAGCGGCGUCUGCGCCGGUACGAGCGCGUCUGGGAUAUCAUGAACUCGUGGGACCAAGACAUGCAGAACAUGCUUAUCAUUCUUCCAGACAUUCCUGAAGUUGACAUGGAUCUUGACCUCGCCAGCGUCCCGCAUGAGCCGCCGGCUGGCUCUGUUCUCACGCUCUACCAUUCGCGCCAGCCCGGAAAGUGGAACAAGCGCUUCAUCACUCUGGAGGACGACGGCCAGAUAUUAUCCAAGAAAUCCAGACCGCUCCUCGCAGACAAGAGCAUGAAAAGGCUUUGCCACCUGUCCGACUAUGACGUCUACCUGCCGAUCGAGGCGCAGAUGAAGAAGCAGCUGAAGCCCCCGAAGAAGUACUGCUACGCCAUCAAAAGCCAGCAGAAGAUGACGGUUUUCAUGGACCCGACAAACUAUGUGCAUUUCUUCUGCACAGACGACCCCGAUGUGGCGCAGAGGCUGCACUCGUUCGUCCACGGUUGGCGGAGCUGGUACCUGGCAAACAUGAAGCUCCAGCUGCACAGCAAGAGAGAUCGGGUAUCGGAAAAGCCGCCACAAAUUGUCAUGGUCAACCACAUGUCCGAGAGAUCCUCGAGCCUGAGCGCCCGCAAGGCCAAAUUUUCCAUCGAAGAAACGAUUUAUCCAAGCACAAACCUCAAGCCUGUCGUCGACCCAAAGCGGUUCCAUAGGCCGUUCGGCAAGUUGGUAAGGGAUCCUACCCCGGAUGCUUCCAAGCAGCCCACGGUACCGUCGAUUUCGCUGCUCGAGGAAUCAAAAGCUGGAACUAUGGAGAAAGACACAUCCAUGAGCAGCAGCAAAAACAACGAGGCGGCGUUUGCAGCAGAUGGCCUACUUGGAAAUGUCUACCAGGAGCGCAAGCAGGCUCAGAUUGAGGAAGACAGGAAGAAGCAGGCUGCACCGAACCCCGCCGACAAUCCCUUCACCACCGGACCCAGCCUUUUGAGCCGUCUAAGCCUGGGAGCCAGCCUAGCAUCUCCAGAUUUUCUUGAGGGGCCACUCAAAUCUUCAAGCUCCGAAAUGAAAGGGCCGGACAAGACCGAGCCGUCAUCAAGUUGGUUCCCUUCGGCCCUCGAGCAUUCGGCCAAGCAGCGGGUUGUGGAAGCACCUGUUCGUCGCCUUAGCACCUCGUCCGGACGGUCAUACUAUACCGAUCGAGACCGCGAGCAGCGCCGGUACCAACAGCAGCAGAGAAACGGACCGCUCGUAAAUCUUACCCCAUCUUUUGUCGAGGCCCAGCAGUGGUCCCGCGAUGGACUUGGAAGAGGCGUGCGGGCCCCUCACGGCAUACCGCUCGUUGAUCUGGCCACGGGACCCGUGCUACCUCCUGGGUCGCGCAACUUGGAAGGUCCGCCCCGAAAUCUCGUUCGGCGGGACGCUCAUAGCGCCAGCUAUCCACCGCAGCGGCCAAGCACGAGCGAUGGCCGUCUUAUGCGGAGACCGACAUUUAGUGGAGACAGCUGGCAAAACAACCGGCCCAACCUUCCUCCAAUGCCACCUCUGCCAAUAUCACAGGGAGCCUUUGUUCGCGAAGGGACUGUCUACGACCGCCACUCGGGAGGCCCACCGCCGCCGAGGAGUGACGGUUACCGCCCGAGCACCUCAGGCGGCGGUCACGGCUACGCGUCCAGCACUUACUCCCACCGCCCGAGUACUUCGGGCGGCGGUCAGGGUUACGCGUCCAGCAUCCAUUCCCACCGUCCCAACACCUCUAGCGGCGGCGGAGGCCCGGGAUACCCGGCUAGCAUCAAAUCCCAUCAUUCUGCGUACUCGCCUCCAAACCCUGCCGACCGCGCUCACUCGAGUUCGGAUCCGAGGCAGAGAGAUAUACCUCCUCGCUACAACCGCGACAGGAGCGGGAGCUUCAGGCAAUGAUGGCUUGAAUCUCUCACACUAACUUUUUUUCUUCCUGGUUUCUUUUGUAAGAAAUGUGUAUGAGAUGUUCAUGACGGCUGAAUGGCAAAAACAAUCAAAAACGGGAUGGGUGGUUUUUUUCUUUCUUUCGUUCGGGGUUACAGUCCGGGGCGGC
Lasiosphaeria miniovina is the source of this 2708-nucleotide messenger RNA. RefSeq lists its product as uncharacterized. Lineage: Eukaryota; Fungi; Ascomycota; Sordariomycetes; Sordariales; Lasiosphaeriaceae. The transcript has a single exon. The record is from RefSeq and is a predicted model, not a curated record. The coding region runs from base 446 to 2554 and encodes 702 amino acids.